Messenger RNA from Lactuca virosa, 757 nucleotides. The record is from the annotation of a GenBank genome assembly. Lineage: Eukaryota; Viridiplantae; Streptophyta; Magnoliopsida; Asterales; Asteraceae.
UCGUUAGUAAACGAGUCGUUACCAUCUAACGUAUCGCUCCUGUGGCUCUCACCAUCUCAGCCUCUAGUCUCAGGCACCACCGUACGCACGACCGUCGAUCCGUGAAGACGACCCAAGGAAUCGCUAACCUAACGUCCUAACCUGUCUUCUCUAGAUUUCGCAACUUACAACCCCUGAAUAGACGCAAGGAAUCCGACCCACUUAUGAAACUUCAUCCAGUUUCUCACAUUUGAUGCUCAACUGAGAGACGCACUCAUUCACUAGAUAGGAAAGAUGAGCUUAAGAAGCAUGUUGGCUGAAGCAGCCAUUAGAGGAGUAAAUGAAGCAAGGGCAAAGAUAUUUGGUCAUGUACUUAACACAACUGGUCAAAGAUCUGCUCAUAAAAUUUUAAGAAAGAAAUUCAUUGGUGAAAAAGUUGCUUCAUGGUAUCCAAAUGACAUCCAGAAAGAAGACCCCAUGGUUGUCGCACGCAAAGAACAAGAGCGAUUAUCAAAACUUGAGAUGUUGAAGCGUCGAGGAAAGGGACCCCCAAAGAAGGGACAAGGAAAGCGUGCUGCUAAACGUAGUAAAUAGAAAGAAAAUGAAAUGAAAUGGAAUUAGAUUUUAUUGCAAAUGCAAAUUUAUUUUCAGGGAUUUCAAUCAUCAUUAGAAAUGAAUGUUGAAAUGUUUAAGCCUUUUUGAACUUUCAUUGGCUUUAAUAAGUUGUAUGUUGUUUUUGGCUUGUUUGUUAAAAGGGAUUUUGUCAGGUUAAUUAUAU